Messenger RNA from Penicillium expansum, 1590 nucleotides. Its product is annotated as oligosaccharide translocation protein RFT1. Lineage: Eukaryota; Fungi; Ascomycota; Eurotiomycetes; Eurotiales; Aspergillaceae. The transcript is spliced from 2 exons. Bases 1 to 1590 code for a protein of 529 amino acids. Gene Ontology annotation, biological process: glycolipid translocation; dolichol-linked oligosaccharide biosynthetic process. The record is from RefSeq and is a predicted model, not a curated record. Gene Ontology annotation, cellular component: endoplasmic reticulum membrane.
AUGGCAAAACCUGACGAUGUCCGUAUGGGCAAUAUUCUGGCGUCAUCAGCCACGGGCACAAGCUUUUUGAUUUUGAUUCAGUUAGCAUCCAGGGUCUUUACGUUUGCCUCGAACCAAUUGAUUCUGCGCACCCUUUCACCGGUCGUGCUGGGAAUAGCAGCACAACUGGAGCUCUUUCAGGUUUCGAUCCUGUAUUUCUCAAGGGAAAGUAUUCGGAUGGCCAUUCAAAGGCAGCCUAUUCUAUCUUCGCCUGACAACCCAAAAAGUUCCCUUGAAGCAGAUUCUGCAGCGACGGAUUCGCAAUCUGUAGCAUCUCAAGCAGUAGUGAACGUGUCUUACCUGAGCCUUGCCAUUGGGAUUCCUGCCAGUCUUCUGUUCACUAUGCUUUACCAGUGUUUUGUCCCAGAGGAAGCAUCAGAGACCGCCUUCUUCUACCACAGUGUCAUCUUGAUCGGGGCUGCAUCUCUCAUGGAACUCAGCAUCGAGCCCUUUUUCUCGAUAGUGCAACAACAGAUGCUUUACGAGAAACGCGCUGCUGUUGAAAUGCCCGCGGCAUUUUUGAGAAGUGCGGUGACAUCCUCUGCCUUUAUAUAUGCUUCUCAAGUCAACUAUGACCUCGGUGUGCUACCAUUUGCUCUUGGUCACCUCAGUUACUCGCUGGCACUCAUCGGUGGCUACUCGCUGGCCCUACUCAGGAGAACCAACACAACCCGGUUCUCUUUCUUAUUGACACGUAUACAAUCCAGGGACCCCUCAAACUACUUUCUGGGACGGUUCUCACGCCAAUUAACGUCGCUUGCUGCGAAUGUCUUUUUCCAAUCUUUGGUGAAGCAUCUUCUCACGCAGGGCGACACUAUGAUGCUCGCAGCCCUUUCAGGGUUAGAAGAUCAGGGCAUAUAUUCUCUUGCGUCAAACUAUGGCGGGCUCAUUGCGCGGAUCAUCUUCCAGCCGCUGGAGGAGAGCAGCCGGAACUUAUUCUCAGCCCUAUUGAGCCGCGAUGAGGAUGGGAAACCAAAGAAUAUCCAUAUCCGCACUGCCAAAGAUCACCUUGUAGAUAUUCUACGCUCGUACCAGUUGAUGUCAAUCUUGAUAUUUCCGUUGGGCCCAAUGAUGGUUCCUCAGUUGCUACAUAUCCUGGGAGGCCGUCAAUGGGCUUCCCCCAAAAUUGGGGACCUGCUCUCCGUCUAUUGCUACUAUAUCCCAUUUUUGGCAUUCAAUGGGAUCACCGAAGCGUUCGUGUCAUCUGCAGCAAAUUCGCAACAGAUACGGAAGCAGACGGCAUGGAUGGGUGCCUUUUCCACCUGUUAUGCCUUGGCCGCCUAUAUGUUCCUAGAAGUAGGGAACUUGGGUGCGUAUGGAUUGGUGCUGGCCAACAUUGUGAAUAUGGUGGUUCGAACCAUUUGGAGUUACAGUUUUAUCAAAUCGUACCUCCAUCGAAAUGGAUGUAGCCUGCACACGAGUGAAGUGGCAAUUCGACCUGCCAGCUUCAUUCUGUGUGCUCUGGCGAGUUUGUUCUUGGGCGGAUUUGGCCUGGAAUUGGGAUUUAUCAAAGCAUGCGCCUUAAGUGGCAGCUAUGCUCUCCUCAUGUGA